UGGGGGUGAAGGGUGAGUUCUUGCAGAGCUCCCAUUCCAAGUGCCUCUCUCCUCAUUCCAGUUGCCAAGCACUCUUCCUUCUCAGGGAGCCAUACCCAAGGAAUAAGGGGCUGGGACUCCAGUUCCUGGGAACCUGCCUCUCUGAUGCACAGAAUCUAGUCUAAACCUGUUUCUUCCUGUCUCCUCUGACAUUUCACUGGCAGCUUGGGCAGAAUCUCUCUUCAAAUGGCUUAUCUUCCUCCUGCUCUCAAUAACCUGAAUGGAAGAAUGCUGCCCCACCUCACUGCUGGGCUUCUCCUUGCGUUGGCCUCCUCUUUCAGUGUGUCUGAGGUCUUCAUUUCAGGAAUUUAUUUUGCCUAGUCAGCCUGUCCUACUGCAGCUGCAAGGGAGCUGGAAACAGGCAAGUGACUUACACUAGGAAACACGUGGCAAACCUGACUGUACAUGUCAGUCUUCUCCCUUUGUGCCUGUAACACUCCCUAGAGCACAUGAUCCAGGCACCAAAAAUCAGCAGAGAAACGGACUCCACAGCUGGGAGAGGGGUGCACUGGUAUCAGAGACUCCGACACGAACCAUGAGAACAAACCAGCUCAUCAAAUACACUUUGUUUGUCUCCUGUUACCUCUUCUGGGUGAGUCUGAGCAGAGCUGGGGCUGCCACGCCCAGGGUGGGGCUGCCACUGGCUGGGCAGCAAGAUCACUGCUUGCAGGGAAACCCACUUUCAAAGUCGUCCCAGUGAAGAGUCAGUCUGGCCAGUUGUGAUACUAGGGCCCUGUGGUGAGGAUGGCAGGGUGCAGGUCCCUUGUAAAUUGCUAAUCUGCCCUCUAGUAUCCCUUCAUUGGGGCUCCCCUUGGACAGGCUGUUAGUCCUGCUUCUCUUCUCUGGCUGGGCAAAUGUCUCCUGCUCCCAGAAUUAGAUGCUGUUGGGGAUUUUUCCUCUUGCAAAAUGAUGAGUUUGUCUCUGAUUCUUCCUCCCUAGGUGGCCAGUGGGCUCAUGGUUGCAGUUGGCAUUUAUGCCAAACUCUCUAAAGAAGCAAGUGCUGUGGAUUCGCUGCUUGCUGAUCCCUCGCUGAUCCUGCUUACGGUGGGGAUCCUGAUGUUUGGCAUCACGUUUGUGGGGUGUACAGGAGCCUUGCGUGACCUGCCUGUGCUGCUGAAAAUUUUUGCCUGGAUUUUACUGAUCAUUCUCAUUCUCCAGAUCGUGGCUGCUGUCCUGGGAUUUCUCUUCUCUGGCAUGGUGUUGGAGAAAGCAGCAUUUCUGAUGGGAAAAGCUAUCUCCGGUUAUAGGGAUGACCUAGAUUUACAGAACCUUAUUGAUUAUAUACAGAAAAAGUUUGAGUGCUGUGGGGUGCAUUCCUACAAGGACUGGUCCCAGAAUAUUUACUUUGAGUGCCAAGACUCCAACCCAAGCCUGGAACGCUGUGCUGUGCCUUUCUCCUGCUGCAUCCAAAAAGAUCAAGAGGCAGCCAUUACUAGUGUUCUCAACACCAUGUGUGGCUAUGGGACCCAGAACCUGAGAUCAUGGAAAGCAGAAAGUCUGAUAUACAUUGAGGGCUGCUUGGAAAAGAUUGUUGGCUGGGGGCAGAGAAACCUGCUGCUUGUUGCAGGGAUAGCAAUAGGACUCUUUUUCUUGGAGAUUCUCGUGUUUUCCAUGGCCGUGAUGCUCAUUUACCAGAUUGACUUUAUCAUACAGAAACGGAAAAGCACAAGGAGGAGAGGCCCCGAAAAAUAAGUCUGUUGCUCCCAUCAAGAGCCCAGCAUGGUCUCUAUUGCCGCUGGUGCGGGCUGUGUAGAAGGAACAGACUGAGAUCUCAGUCAAAACACUGUGAAUACCCCAGAGGGUGCCAGGGCCCAUGCCCCAGUUGAAUGAACAGACACUGGAAAGCAUUUUCUGUGCAUAUGAGGCAGAGGCAACUGCUGCUUGGAAAGGACCCUUGCUGCCUGAUGGGAUCAUCUGAUGGGUCUCUCACUCUCUCCUCCCGCACUGUUUUAUUACCAUGGACAUUUGCACAAUACCAAAUCUUUCUUUUUUGAGAUUCCUGAUGUUUAUUCUCCAUCUGUGGUCAGAGUCCUCUGGUUGCUUUAGCAAUCACUUUGGAGGACAGGAUUACAAUUGAAAAGAAACUUGACAAAUUGGAGAAUUAGUCAGAAAUCAACAAGGUGA
Molecule: messenger RNA, 2163 nt
Organism: Trachemys scripta elegans
Lineage: Eukaryota; Metazoa; Chordata; Testudines; Emydidae
Product: tetraspanin-33-like
Exons: 7
Coding region: 994-1731 (245 amino acids)
Cellular component (GO): membrane
Source: RefSeq, a predicted model, not a curated record